GGAGCGGAGCGGAGCGCAGCGGCGGCGGCUGCCGGGAGAUGCGAGAGCAAACCCGACCGUGAUCACCUUUCCCUCCCCGGGCUGUAAGGGAGCGAGACAGGCCACCGCAGCGAGGCCAAGCCGGAGCCGGCAGCGGCAGGACCCGGGACCCCAGAGCAGCCCCGAGCCACCCGAGACGGAGCACACGCUCCAGGUGAUCGAGUCCACGCCGCUCCCCGCAAGCGACAGGCGACACCCCCGCGCAGCCCCGCCACUCGCUCUGUCCUCCGGGGACAAACUUUUCUCCAAGCCCUUGGACCAAACUUGUCCGCGCGUCACCGUCGCCCAGCGGGGUCCGCGCAGAGCGCUCAUCUUCGGCGAGAUGGCUGAGCGCAAAGAAGGCAGAGGCAAGGGGAAAGGCAAGAAGAAGGACCGGGGAUCCCGCGGGAAGCCCGCGACCGGCGAGGGCGACCCCAGCCCAGCAUUGCCUCCCAGAUUGAAAGAGAUGAAGAGCCAGGAGUCAGCUGCGGGCUCCAAGCUUGUACUUCGAUGUGAAACCAGUUCUGAAUACUCUUCACUCAGAUUCAAAUGGUUCAAGAAUGGGAAUGAGCUGAACCGAAAAAAUAAACCACAAAAUGUCAAGAUACAGAAAAAGCCGGGGAAGUCAGAACUCCGCAUUAAUAAAGCGUCGCUGGCCGAUUCCGGGGAGUAUAUGUGCAAAGUGAUCAGCAAGUUAGGAAAUGACAGCGCUUCUGCCAACAUCACCAUUGUUGACUCAAACGAGCUCACCACUGGCAUGCCAGCCUCAACUGAAAGAGCAUAUGUGUCCUCAGAGUCUCCCAUUAGAAUAUCUGUAUCAACAGAAGGCGCAAAUACUUCUUCAUCCACAUCUACAUCCACAACUGGAACCAGCCAUCUUGUAAAAUGUGUUGAGGAUGAGAAAACUUUCUGUGUAAAUGGAGGCCAGUGCUUUAUGGUGAAAGACCUGUCAAACCCUCCAAGAUACUUGUGCAAGUGCCCAAAUGAGUUUACUGGUGAUCGUUGCCAAAACUACGUAAUGGCCAACUUCUACAAGCAUCUUGGGAUUGAAUUUAUGGAAGCGGAAGAACUCUACCAGAAGAGAGUGCUGACAAUUACUGGCAUCUGUAUCGCCCUGCUGGUGGUCGGCAUCAUGUGUGUGGUGGCCUACUGCAAAACCAAGAAACAGCGGCAAAAACUUCAUGACCGGCUUCGGCAGAGCCUUCGAUCAGAACGGAACAACAUGGUGAACAUAGCCAAUGGGCCUCACCAUCCAAACCCACAACCAGAGAACGUGCAGCUGGUGAAUCAAUAUGUAUCUAAAAACGUCAUCUCCAGUGAGCAUGUUGUUGAAAGAGAAGUGGAGACAUCCUUUUCCACCAGUCAUUACACUUCCACAGCUCAUCACUCCACAACUGUCACCCAGACUCCUAGUCACAGCUGGAGUAAUGGGCACACAGAAAGCAUCAUUUCAGAAAGCCACUCCGUGAUCAUGAUGUCAUCAGUAGAAAACAGUAGGCACAGCAGCCCAGCUGGGGGCCCACGAGGACGUCUUCAUGGCCUGGGAGGCCCUCGCGAGUGUAACAGCUUCCUCAGGCAUGCCAGAGAAACCCCUGACUCGUACCGAGACUCUCCUCAUAGUGAAAGGUAUGUAUCAGCCAUGACCACCCCGGCUCGUAUGUCACCUGUAGAUUUCCACACGCCAAGCUCCCCUAAAUCGCCCCCUUCGGAAAUGUCUCCACCUGUGUCCAGCAUGACGGUGUCCAUGCCCUCCAUGGCAGUCAGCCCAUUUGUGGAAGAAGAGAGGCCUCUUCUUCUUGUGACACCACCAAGGCUACGGGAGAAGAAGUACGAUCACCACUCCCAGCAACUCAACUCCUUUCAUCACAACCCUGCACAUCAGAGUACCAGCCUCCCCCCUAGCCCAUUGAGGAUAGUGGAGGAUGAGGAGUAUGAAACGACCCAGGAGUAUGAGCCAGUUCAAGAGCCUCUUAAGAAACUCACCAACAGCCGGCGGGCCAAAAGAACCAAGCCCAAUGGCCACAUUGCCAAUAGGUUGGAAAUGGACAGCAACACAAGUUCUGUGAGCACUAACUCAGAGAGUGAAACAGAAGAUGAAAGAGUCGGUGAAGACACACCUUUCCUGGGCAUACAGAACCCCCUGGCAGCCAGUCUUGAGGCAGCCCCUGCCUUCCGUCUGGCUGAUAGCAGGACUAACCCAGCAGGCCGCUUCUCCUCACAGGGAGAAUUACAGGCCAGGUUGUCUAGUGUAAUUGCAAACCAAGACCCUAUUGCUGUAUAAAACCUAAAUAAACACAUAGAUUCACCUGUAAAACUUUAUUUUAUAUAAUAAAGUAUUUCACCUUAAAUUAAACAAUUUAUUUUAUUUUAGCAGUUCUGCAAAUAGAAAACAGGAAGAAAAAAACUUUUAUAAAUUAAAUAUAUGUAUGUAAAAAUGUGUUAUGUGCCAUAUGUAGCAAUUU
Molecule: messenger RNA, 2480 nt
Organism: Psammomys obesus (fat sand rat)
Lineage: Eukaryota; Metazoa; Chordata; Mammalia; Rodentia; Muridae
Gene: Nrg1
Product: neuregulin 1
Exons: 13
Coding region: 362-2299 (645 amino acids)
Biological process (GO): nervous system development; cell differentiation; intracellular signal transduction
Molecular function (GO): protein tyrosine kinase activator activity; chemorepellent activity
Source: RefSeq, a predicted model, not a curated record